Molecule: messenger RNA, 7353 nt
Organism: Rhinolophus ferrumequinum (greater horseshoe bat)
Lineage: Eukaryota; Metazoa; Chordata; Mammalia; Chiroptera; Rhinolophidae
Gene: PRDM10
Product: PR/SET domain 10
Exons: 23
Coding region: 1127-4591 (1154 amino acids)
Biological process (GO): regulation of transcription by RNA polymerase II
Cellular component (GO): nucleus
Molecular function (GO): RNA polymerase II transcription regulatory region sequence-specific DNA binding; DNA-binding transcription factor activity, RNA polymerase II-specific; protein binding
Source: RefSeq, a predicted model, not a curated record
AUAGCUACCAUUCUUAUUAAGGGUGAUUAGAGCUCAAGGGUGUCUUGCUCCAAAGCUUGACUUUAUUUCCAUGCACUGGGCUGCCCUUUGAGAUUAAUUUUAAGGGAUGGUAGGAUGUGGAAGUCUCAGGUUAAGGAGUUAAAUCACUGAUUAACCAGUGUUGAAUAAUACUUCAUGUUCCUGAAUCAUUUCCUUUUUCAGAAUGGUAAGGGCAAAGGAGACGCAGUGAGGUGUUCCAGGGUUUGGCAGGGACUGAACACAGAGAGUCAGCGGGUCAGAGGUGGAAGGAAAUGCCGUCAUUCCUAGGAACGAUCGCCCCCCAGGGCACAUUCCGACGAUACUUGAGCCCAAGGCCGGGAAGUGGGUUUCCGCGCAGACCACCGGUUCAUUUGCGCGCUUGGCAGGAAGGCCGCUUCAGGACACUGGGCCUCUUGGGUGUGUGGGGGGCUGCCUCGGAACUCCAACCAGCAGUCCAAACUCUCUACCUGGGGUUCAGAGGCCGGACAUUUCCCCGCCCCGGCGCCCGCAGGUCCCUCAGAGCUCAGUCGACCCUGAAUCAUAAGAGUCGGCAUUUCUGAUUGGCUUAGAGUACAAACGCAGGCGAGCGCUGCCUGAGACUCGCUCUUUGAUUGGGUUUUAAAGGAACAGCAGAGCACGAAAUAAAGAGCCCUUCAGUCAUUGGGCCAUUGUGCGAAUCUCCUUUUGGCUUUUCUGCCGCCUGAAUUAGCGUCUCAGGAUCUUCGUCAUGAGUCUUAAAUCUGGGCCUGUCAGUUUGCCCCAGCAUUAUUUGUCUCUAGGCAGGGCAUGGAGUUUACAGAGUUCAACCAAUCAUGUAACGCCGAGAUCAGGUUGCCAGGCAGAUUAUGCUAAGGAAGCCCCGCCUUUUAUACUGCUCCCACUCUGCGGCGGGAAGAACCACCUGGAGGUGGCGGGGGGGGUUUGAUUUCCAUCACCCCUAGGGAGAGAGGAUCGGGGACCCGCUGAUCUUCCAGCUCCCCUCACCCAACGUCGUGCACGUUAUAGGGACCUCUGUUUGUCCUUCAUGAACACUCGCAUGGUAGACAGAUGACUGUCCUCCACCCCAUGCUGCUGUAGGUGCCAGAACGUGGAACGGUCCCCAGACAGGAUGGAUUCCAAAAAUGAAAGCCCACACGUGUGGCCUACAUCUGCAGAACAGGAAGAGAAUGCUGCACAGGUGCACUUUGUUCCAGACGCUGGAACUGUGGCUCAGAUCGUCUAUACCGAUGACCAAGUUCGUCCACCCCAGCAGGUGGUGUACACGGCAGAUGGUGCCUCCUACACGUCAGUGGAUGGUCCGGAGCAUACGCUGGUAUACAUCCAUCCUGUGGAAGCCGCUCAGACUCUGUUUACAGACCCAGGCCAGGUAACUUAUGUCCAACAGGAUGCUACAGCUCAGCAGGCCUCAUUACCCGUGCAUAAUCAGGUGUUACCUUCAAUUGAGAGUGUGGAUGGCUCAGACCCUUUGGCCACUCUGCAGAACCCUAUGGAUAGACUGGAGGCCAAAGAGGAAGAGGAUGAGGAUGAGGAUGAGGACACUGAGGAAGAUGAGGAGGAAGAUGGCGAAGACACAGACCUCGAUGACUGGGAACCAGAUCCACCCCGGCCCUUCGACCCGCACGACUUAUGGUGUGAGGAGUGUAACAAUGCGCACUCUUCAGUGUGCCCAAAGCAUGGCCCCUUGCACCCUAUCCCCAACCGUCCUGUGCUCACCAGAGCAAGAGCCAGCCUCCCCCUGGUCCUGUACAUCGACCGGUUCCUCGGAGGUGUGUUCUCCAAAAGGCGCAUCCCCAAGCGCACCCAGUUCGGCCCCGUGGAGGGACCCCUUGUCAGGGAGUCGGAGCUGAAAGACUGUUAUAUUCAUCUAAAGGUUUCUCUUGAUAAAGGGGACAGAAAAGACAGGGAUUUGCAUGAAGACCUAUGGUUUGAGUUGUCUGAUGAGACCCUUUGUAAUUGGAUGAUGUUUGUACGUCCAGCCCAGAAUCACCUGGAGCAGAACCUGGUGGCUUACCAAUAUGGCCACCACGUGUAUUACACAACAAUAAAGAACGUAGAACCCAAGCAGGAGCUUAAGGUGUGGUAUGCUGCAUCCUAUGCUGAGUUUGUGAACCAGAAAAUUCAUGACAUUUCUGAGGAAGAAAGGAAAGUUCUUCGAGAGCAAGAGAAGAAUUGGCCCUGCUAUGAAUGUAACCGCCGAUUUAUAAGCUCAGAGCAGUUGCAACAGCAUCUCAAUUCUCAUGAUGAGAAACUGGAUGUGUUUAGCAGAACAAGAGGCAGAGGAAGGGGACGAGGCAAGAGGCGAUUUGGCCCAGGUCGACGGCCAGGGCGUCCUCCAAAAUUUAUCCGCUUGGAAAUAACCAGUGAAAAUGGGGAAAAGUGUGAUGAUGGGACACAGGACUUGCUACAUUUUUCCCCCAAGGAGCAGUUUGAUGAGGCUGAACCAGCUACUCUGAAUGGGCUGGAUCAACCAGAACAGACCACUCUCCCAGUCCCUCAGCUGCCACAGGAAACUCCUUCUCUGGAGCAUGAGCCGGAAACUCACAGCCUACACCUGCAGCCCCAGCCUGAGGAGAGCGUGCUGCCCCCCCAGAGCACUCUGACUGCCGAUGACAUGCGCAGGGCCAAACGCAUCCGAUUGGAGCUGCAGAAUGCAGCUCUUCAGCAUCUAUUUAUUCGGAAGUCCUUCCGGCCUUUUAAAUGUUUGCAGUGUGGGAAGGCCUUCCGUGAAAAGGACAAACUGGACCAACACUUGCGCUUCCAUGGGCGGGAGGGGAACUGCCCGUUGACCUGUGAUCUCUGUAACAAAGGCUUCAUCAGCAGUGCAUCUUUGGAGAGCCACAUGAAGCUCCAUUCGGACCAGAAGACUUACUCUUGCAUUUUUUGCCCAGAAUCCUUUGACCGCCUUGAUUUGUUGAAAGAUCAUGUGGCCAUUCAUAUCAACGAUGGCUACUUCACCUGCCCAACAUGUAAGAAAAGGUUCCCAGAUUUUAUCCAGGUGAAAAAACACGUGCGAAGCUUCCACUCAGAAAAGAUCUACCAGUGUACAGAGUGUGACAAGGCCUUUUGCCGUCCUGACAAACUGCGACUCCACAUGCUCCGACAUUCAGACCGCAAAGAUUUCCUCUGUUCUACGUGUGGGAAGCAAUUUAAGCGAAAAGACAAACUACGGGAACAUAUGCAAAGGAUGCAUAAUCCUGAGAGGGAAGCCAAGAAAGCCGACCGCAUCAGCCGCUCCAAGACGUUCAAGCCUCGUAUCACGUCCACCGACUACGACAGCUUCACGUUCAAGUGCCGCCUGUGUAUGAUGGGCUUCCGCAGACGAGGCAUGCUGGUAAAUCACUUAUCAAAGAGGCACCCAGACAUGAAGAUAGAAGAGGUGCCAGAGUUAACUCUACCCAUCAUAAAACCCAACCGUGAUUACUUUUGUCAGUAUUGUGAUAAGGUUUAUAAAAGUGCGAGCAAGCGGAAAGCCCACAUUCUGAAGAACCAUCCUGGGGCUGAGCUCCCACCCAGCAUUCGGAAACUUCGUCCUGCCGGCCCUGGAGAACCAGACCCCAUGCUGAGUACCCACACCCAGCUCACAGGCACAAUAGCUACCCCUCCUGUCUGCUGUCCCCACUGCUCCAAACAGUACAGCAGCAAGACCAAGAUGGUACAACACAUUCGCAAGAAGCAUCCAGAGUAUGCCCAGCUCCCUAACACCUUACACACACCACUGACAACAGCUGUGAUCAGUGCUGCACCAGCUGUUUUAACUACAGAUAGUGCUACUGGAGAGACUGUGGUGACAACAGAUCUGCUAACCCAAGCCAUGACAGAACUGUCCCAGACCUUAACAACAGAUUACCGAACACCACAAGGCGACUACCAGAGAAUUCAAUAUAUCCCUGUGUCACAGUCUACAUCAGGUCUGCAGCAACCUCAGCACAUACAGCUUCAAGUGGUGCAAGUGGCCCCGGCCACCUCCCCUCACCAGUCUCAGCAGUCCACUGUGGAUGUGGGCCAGCUCCACGACCCCCAGACCUACACCCAGCAUGCCAUCCAGGUGCAGCAUAUCCAAGUCACUGAGCCCACUGCCUCAGCGCCAUCGUCCUCCCAGGUCGCGGGACAGCCAUUGAGCCCCUCAUCCCAGCAGUCUCAGCAGGGGCUCAGCCCCACCCAUAUACCAGGCAGUUCUUCCACACAAGGCCAGGCUCUCCAGCAACAGCAGAGUUCCUCUGUGCAGCACACAUACCUACCCAAUGCUUGGAAUUCCUUCCGUGGCUAUUCAUCUGAGAUUCAAAUGAUGACACUUCCCCCUGGUCAGUUUGUGAUUACAGAUAGUGGUGUGGCAACUCCUGUCACCACUGGCCAAGUGAAGGCAGUUACUCCGGGUCAUUAUGUGUUAUCAGAAAGUCAACCAGAAUUGGAGGACAAGCAAGCUUCUACCCUCUCUGCGGGAGUCCAGGUUCAGUCAACUGCGCACAGUGACUUGGACCCCCAGACCACCAGCCAACAGCAGCCUACACAGUACAUCAUUACAACCACCACCAAUGGGAAUGGAAGCAGUGAAGUGCAUAUCACUAAAUCUUAACUGCCAUCGUUGAGCUAGAAUCAAGCAGUCACAUAAUGUCUUUUCUCAUUCAUAAAUCGGAAAGCUUCUGACACUGAGAACUCUUUUUUAAGAUUUAUCUUUCACUCAAGAGUUUGAAGGCCACAGCUUUGACACUCAUACAUACACUGGGGCUUGUUUUAUCAAGGUCAUCUUUACUAAAUUUACUCUGGAACAUAGGAGUUUCUGCCACAGAAUGGAGAUCUUUAAGGAGAAAGUAGAUUUCAAGAUGGAGAAACUUUUCCUUGCUCUUGAAUUGGUUUUUUAACACAUUGAUAAGCCUUACUUUUCCUUUGUGGAAAUAUUAAGUGAUGUAUUGUGUUUGUACCAAAGGUGGAGAAAAGAUGUGCCAAGUUCACGGCCACUGGACUUCAUUCCAAGGUGUGGCACCAAAGGAGAAGGGGCAUUUUAUGGCCGUGUGUUAGAACUGCUUCAUCUUGUGAGUUUGCUGUAAUUUAACAAGGGGAGCCUAUUGAUUAUGAAAAUAACCAUGAUGAAACAAAGGAUUGAUAGUGAUGGUCUGAAGGAAAAUUUAUCAUCUAAAUUUUUCUUAUUGCUGAUUUAAAAAACAAAACAAAAAACCUUGCCCUUUUUUUGGAAGACCAUUGUUAGGCUACUGGUAGUAUUUUCCACAGAUGCAGGCCCUCAGUGGACUUGGCCAGAUGCCAUGUUUUGAUAGAUCUUACUUUAUUAUUCCACAGCAGUGGAUUCCCUGUAAGAUAACAGGUUUCUUGAUGUCAGCACAAUUUAAACUCCUACAUUAAAGCUUUGCCUCCCAUUCUCUGGUGUGGUUGUGUAAUAAGAGGUAGAUAUUGGAGAUAUCGGUACUAAGUAAAAUUACUAAGACAAUUAUAUGUAUAUAUAAAGUAAAAAGCACUGAAAACUUGUCCUGCCUCGCAGGAUCCAUUUACCAUUCACUGGUAAAGGAUGAAUUCCUUGCUCUUACCAGGUGUACAUUCAACACUUGCUCUUAGCAUUCAGUGUAUUAUAGAAUUUCUAAUGCUGUCUUAAAAUGAACAUUCUUUAAGGUUGGAUUGAAAGGUGGCCCUCUUUAUUUCUUACCACUUUUAACUUAAACAGAUUAAAGCUCAUCUGGACCUUUUGGUAUGACCAACUUCACACAUAGGGGAAAAAUAAGAACGUAGAGACCAUUUAUAAUAUGUUAGGGUAAUUAUAAGGAAUCUGGAAGAAACCCAAUUUUUAUGACUAUUACACUGUUAGUAGGGAGAGGGAAAAAAUCAACCUCAAUGAUAGUUUUGCUAAAAUGUGUUCCUCUUUGUUAGCAGUGAAUUCAAUGAGGGAAAACAUUUCCCUCCUUUUUACUGUACAUUCCAAUUGUACACAUAAAACAUUGCAGAGAUCAAUAUGUAUUUUAACAACUUUUUGUGGCAUACUAACACAUUUUUAGAAUAAUUAUUGCAUGGCAGAAUUUAUCACUCCAGAACAAAAAGACCUAACUUCAAUUUCAAAUGAAGUUAACUAAUUUAUUUUAUUUACAUUUCUGGGUUGAAACUGGUUAUAUAAAUUAGAAGUAUAGUAGCUUCUUUAUGGUAAAAAUACUUUCCUAAAAAGUAAACAAUUCUAUUGAAAUAACUUUAUUAAUAUGUAGAUUUUGCACUUUAUUUUUUGAGACCUCAUUAAUUUAGUUAUCCCUGAAAAUUUGGGCACUAAGAGAACUUGAGAAAUUUACUUGGUAAAGGUGUAAAACUGGAAAUGGACUCUUUAUCUUUGGUAACAAAGAGAUAAUGUCAAUAUUUUUAAUAGAAAAUAUUGACCCUAUAUUACAAAAUAGAGACUCUGGGUCCCAAAAUCCCACAAUGUAAUGAUUGUAAAUAUCCUAGGGUCCAGUGUAGAAAGACUUGCUAGGUGAAGAAUACUAGACUUUCCCAAAGGUCCAGUUUGUUUCUAUACCUUGAAUUUGAUUCUGUUGUAUCCUUUUUAAUUUGAACCAGCAAGGUAUCUCCCUUCCCCUCAGGAAUAACUUGUUGCUUAAAAUAAAAACCUAUCACUGAAUGGAAUGUUCAUUUUAUGCCAGUUAUUUCAAGUUUUAAAAUACACCGAAGAAAAUGUGGAAGGACCUCUUUGUCUCUUUCCCAUCUAUGUUUGUUUUUCCUUUCUUUCUUCUUUGUUUUGGUCCUUAUGUGGAAUAAGUAAAGACUCUAAAACUAAUUUGUAUAUUAUCAACCAAAAAUGCAGGCGGCAGUCAAGCCAAACAACACUGCUUUGAGAUCAGGUAUUUUGUACAUUCAUCCAAGGUAAUAGAUUUUCAAAAGGACUUGGAUUUGAAGAGAUGGCAGAUUACAAGCCCUCUGAAGACCCAAUUUGGAAAAAAAAUGUUUGUAGCCAACAUUUAUAUUGUUUCCUUUCUUAAGAUACAUUGACACUGUAGACUUCAAUCAGUGCAGUGUGAAAAUUUUGGAGUUACAUAUAGAUUUUACAUUUUUAUUGUUUGAUUUGUGCCCACAUAAUAGACAUUUCAUCAUGUAAAAUUCCUAUUACUCUGGGAAAACCUGUUAUUUUGAUCUUCUUGAAUUGUUUUCUGAUUUCAAAUUAUCCUUUCAAAAACUCUUAUGAUAUCUAGGGCUAAAAAGCACUUCAUGAGACGCUAAAGCUGACCCAUGGGUUGAAAAUGUUGACCCUGUCCUGUUAUUUAAAUGUGAACAUUUAUUGUACAUUCAGUGAGUUAUAGUGUUAAUAGUCUUGUGCUACUCAGCAGGUGUAAAAAUUAAUAAAUAUUUUUUUUA